AUGUCUUGCAGGGAGGCCUUGGCGGCCAAGGAUGCUGCCACCAAGCAUCCGGACUUCAACAUCGUGGACAAGGUGGUCCGUGCCGUAGCAGAGAACCUUGGUCGCUCCUCUGUUAAUCACUCCCGUUUUCAAGAGCUUCAGGAGGUCAUUUGCGAGACCCACCUCGAAGUCCAAGGCAUCAAGGACGUCCGAUGGUUGUCUCGUGGUGACGCCAUCCAGCGCCUGGUGAAAGUGUUUCCUGCAGCAGUGAUGGUCUUGCACGAGACAAACCAGAAGAUGUAUCAAGUCGUUACGAGCUACAAAUUCCAUUUCUUGCUGUUUUUCCUUGCUGAUGUCGUGAAGGAGCUCAACCUUUUCAGCUUGAAGUUCCAGCAACGGCAGGUCGACGCAACCCAUGUGCGGCCGAUGGUGCACAACACCACCUUACUGCUGCGCACACGUUACCUCGACAGCGAUGACGAGACUUUCGGCCAGGGUGGAGACGCGUUGGGCCCAUUCCUCGACAAGCACGCAUCAGGGGAGUUCCGUGAGGUCCUCGUUGCUGGCACAGCUUCCGACGGCACAUCGGUCAGCCAUCGAUACCGACUGCACGAGGAGAAAAUCAAGGGGCAGAAAAGUGGUGUGGACCACCAAGCGUGUUUGGGGCUGGCGCGCGAGUUCAUCACGACCUUGGUUGGUCGGCUCGACUACCGCCUCAAGGACCUUUCACACCUCGACGGGGCGAAGCUGUUCAAGCAGGGAUUGUAUCCCAAGAACCAGGCAAAGCGUGAGCGCAGGCUAGGCCAAUGGCUCCAGUCUCUGCGCAACAUGUUCAAGAAGAGGCCAGAAGACCCUGAUACUCUACCAGGUGCGUUAACUGCCGGGGAUGUGCUGCUAUAG
Closterium sp. Naga37s-1 is the source of this 879-nucleotide messenger RNA. Lineage: Eukaryota; Viridiplantae; Streptophyta; Zygnematophyceae; Desmidiales; Closteriaceae. The record is from the annotation of a GenBank genome assembly.